GGACAUCAGGGGACCAGCCUGGAGGGAGAACAGCGACUCCAGAACACCCUGGAAAUAGCUCCCAGAAAAGCAAGCAGCCAGCCAGGCAGGUUCUGUCCCUCUAGUGCAUCUCCCUCUGGAAAGGACACCAUGAGCACAGAAAGCAUGAUCCGCGACGUAGAACUGGCAGAGGAGGCACUCCCCAAAAAGGCGUGGGGGCCCCAGAACUCCAGUCGGUGCUUGUGCCUCAGCCUCUUCUCCUUCCUGCUCGUGGCAGGGGCCACCACGCUCUUCUGUCUGCUGAAUUUUGGGGUGAUCGGCCCCCAAAGGGAAGAGAAGUUCCCCAACAACCUCCCCAUCAUCGGCUCCAUGGCCCAGACCCUCACACUGAGGUCGUCUUCUCAAAAUUCGAGCGACAAGCCUGUAGCCCACGUUGUAGCAAACCACCAAGUGGAUGAGCAGCUGGAGUGGCUGAGCCAGCGUGCCAAUGCCCUCCUGGCCAAUGGCAUGGAUCUCAAAGACAACCAGCUGGUGAUACCAGCAGACGGGCUGUACCUCGUCUACUCCCAGGUUCUCUUCAAGGGCCAAGGCUGCUCCAACUAUGUGCUCCUCACCCACACCGUCAGCCGCUUUGCUGUCUCAUACGAGGACAAAGUCAACCUCCUGUCUGCCAUCAAGAGCCCCUGCCCCAAGGAAACCCCCGAGGGGUCUGAGCUCAAGCCCUGGUACGAGCCCAUCUACUUGGGAGGGGUCUUCCAGCUGGAGAAGGGUGACCGACUCAGUGCUGAGGUCAAUCUGCCCAAAUACCUAGACUUCGCAGAAUCCGGGCAGGUCUACUUUGGAGUCAUUGCUCUGUAAGGCAGAUGGAUGGCCAUCCAUUCUCUACCCAGCCCCCGUGUUGACCCCUUUAUUGUCUACUCCUCAGAGCCCCAGUCCAUCUCCUUCUAACUUAGUAAGGGAAUUAUGGCUCAGGGUCAGACUCUGAGCUCAAAAUGUUCAACAACUAUAACACUCAGAAACACAAGAUGCAGAUAUAAUGGCCCGGACUGUGGGGUUCCCAUGAACCAUCAUCAAGGAUUCAAAUGGGCUUCCAGAAUUCACUGGAGCCUCACAUGUCAAUUCCUGAGUUCUGCAAAAGGGGAUCAGGCUACCUCUGGCUCAGAUUGCUGCUGGAGAAGAUCUCAGGCCUUCCUAUCUUCGGAUGUUUCCAGACGCUUCAGCGCCCAGCCUUCUUCACAGAACCAGCCCCCUCUAUUUAUGAUUGCACUUAUGAUUAUUUAUUUAUUAUUUAUUAUUUAUUUAUUUGCUGAUGAAUGUAUUUAUUUGGAAGGCCAGGGUGUCCUGGAGGACCCAGUGUUGGGAGCUGUCUUGAGACAGACUUGUUUUCUGUGAAAACAGAGCUGAACUUUCAGCUCUUCCCACCUGGCCUCCUGGCCUCCUUGCCUCCUUUUUGCUUAUGUUUAAAACAAAAUAUUUAUCUAACCCAAUUGUCUUAAUAAUGCUGAUUUGGU
This is a messenger RNA of Peromyscus eremicus (cactus mouse), 1490 nucleotides long. It is a transcript of the gene Tnf, whose product is annotated as tumor necrosis factor. The record is from RefSeq and is a predicted model, not a curated record. The coding region runs from base 130 to 837 and encodes 235 amino acids. Gene Ontology annotation, molecular function: cytokine activity; tumor necrosis factor receptor binding; CD40 receptor binding. Gene Ontology annotation, biological process: positive regulation of transcription by RNA polymerase II; tumor necrosis factor-mediated signaling pathway; extrinsic apoptotic signaling pathway via death domain receptors. NCBI's taxonomy places the organism in Eukaryota, Metazoa, Chordata, Mammalia, Rodentia, Cricetidae. The transcript has 4 exons. Gene Ontology annotation, cellular component: cell surface; membrane.